UGUGAUUAUGUCCCAUGUAUAUAUCAGAUUGUGAACUCGCUUCUUCUCUUUUUAUGCAUUGUGGCCUCUCUUUCGUAUUCUGUUUCUCCUUGUAAGAGAGAAAAUUUGAAGUGAGAAGCCUUGUUUCAGAAUUUUUGUUUUCGCUCCAUCAUAGAUUGUUGUUGACUUUGAAGAUUUACACAGACCUCUGUCAAACAGAGAGCUUCUGUUUCUCGUUCACUUUGUUUUCUAUUAUAUAUAUUGGAAAAAGAAAAGCUUUUGUUCAGGACUCUGCAGUUCGGGAACUUCACGAUCACUUUGAUUUGGCUUUUCGAAGGUGAUCUGUGUCAAAGGAUUUUGAAUUUUAACCGAGUUGGAUGCAUGAUUUGGUGUUGAAGAGGGGUGAGGCGAGGCUUUUUUCUUGUUGGAUAUGAAGAGGUCCAGAGACGAUGGUUAUAUGAGCUCUCAACUCAAACGGCCCAUGGUGUCUUCACGAGGAGAAACAUCGGGGCAGCCCCAGAUGAUGGCCGGAGGUGCUCAAAAACUCACAACAAAUGACGCCUUAGCAUAUCUCAAGGCAGUAAAGGAAAUCUUUCAAGAUAAAAGGGAAAAAUAUGAUGAUUUUUUAGAAGUCAUGAAGGACUUCAAGGCUCAAAGAGUUGAUACUGUGGGUGUCAUAGCAAGAGUGAAGGAACUGUUUAAAGGGCACAGAGAUCUAAUUUUGGGAUUUAAUACCUUCUUGCCGAAGGGGUAUGAAAUCACACUUCCUUUGGAGGAUGAACAACCCGUGCAAAAGAAGCCCGUUGAAUUUGAAGAAGCUAUAAAUUUUGUUAACAAAAUUAAGUCUCGCUUUCAAGGUGAUGAUCAUGUCUACAAGUCGUUUCUAGACAUAUUGAAUAUGUACAGAAAGGAAAACAAGUCUAUUUCUGAGGUCUACCAGGAGGUUGCUUCACUUUUCCAUGACCACCCUGAUCUUCUUGAUGAGUUUACUCACUUUCUUCCUGACACUUCGUCAACAGCAUCUGCACAUUAUGCUCCUUCUCGGAACUCUAUGCUUCGGGAUAGGAGCUCUGCAGUGCCAAGGCGAAUGAGUAUUGAAAAGAAAGAAAGGACUGUGGAUUCUCAUGUUGAUCAUGACCUCAGUGUUGAUCGUUCUGAUCCAGAACAUGACAGAGUUAUCAUUAAGGCAGAAAAGGAGCAGAGGAGAUGUGUUGAGAAGGAAAAGGACCUUAGAGAAGAGAGGGAUAGGAAAGAUCAUGAACGGGAUGAUAGAAAUUAUGGGCCUGAUGGUAGCCGGGACUUUACCAUGCAACACUUCCCCCACAAACGGAAAUCUGGUCGGAGGACUGAUGACACUGGUGCUGAACCAUUGCAUCAAGGUGGUGAUUCUGAUGAAAAUUUGAGCAUGCGCCCUAUGUCAUCCACCUGUGAUGACAAAAGUUCUGUGAAGAGUAUGUAUAGUCAAGAGUUUGCUUUCUGUGAAAAAGUCAAGGAGAAAUUACGAAAUCCUGAAGUUUAUCAGGAAUUUUUGAAGUGUCUACAUAUCUAUAGCAGGGAAAUAAUUACCCGUCAAGAAUUGGAAUCCUUGGUGCGUGAUUUAUUGGGAAAAUAUCCAGACCUCAUGGAGGGGUUUAAUGAAUUUUUGUCCAGAUGUGAGAAGAAUGAUGGAUUCCUUGCUGGUGUGAUGAAUAAAAAGUCCUUUUGGAAUGAAGGGAUUGCAUGUAAACCAGCAAAGGCAGAGGACAAGGAUAGAGACAGAGCUCAAGAUCAUGACAGGGAUGAUCGGGUUAAAGAAAGAGAUUGUGAACUCCGAGAAAGGGACAAAUCUUCUGCUUUUAUUAGCAGGGAUGUUUCAGGUCCUAAGAUGUAUCCAUUUUCCAGCAAGGAUAAGUAUUACGCAAAACCUAUAAAUGAGCUAGACCUUUCGAACUGUGAGCAAUGCACUCCCAGCUACCGUUUCCUACCAAAAAAUUAUCCCAUACCCAUGGCGAGCCAGAGAACUGAGAUUGGUGCUGAAGUAUUGAAUGAUCAUUGGGUUUCUGUUACUUCAGGAAGUGAAGACUAUUCUUUUAAACACAUGCGCAAAAAUCAGUAUGAAGAGAGCCUGUUUAGAUGCGAAGAUGACAGGUUUGAACUUGAUAUGUUGUUGGAGUCUGUGAAUGUGACAACGAAGCGAGUAGAAGAGCUCUUAGAAAAGAUCAAUAAUAAUAUCAUUAAAGCAGACAGCCCUAUUUGUAUUGAGGAGCACUUGACAGCUCUAAAUCGAAGGUGCAUUGAACGAUUAUAUGGUGAUCAUGCACUUGAUGUAAUGGAGGUGUUAAAAAAGAAUGCACCUCUAGCUUUACCUGUCAUCUUAAGCCGUUUGAAGCAGAAGCAAGAAGAGUGGGCUAGGUGCCGUGCAGAUUUUAAUAAAGUUUGGGCUGAAAUAUAUGCUAAGAAUUAUCACAAAUCUCUUGAUCAUCGCAGCUUCUACUUUAAGCAACAAGAUAAAAAAAGCUUGAGCACAAAAGCCUUGCUGGCUGAAAUCAAAGAAAUUAGUGAGAAGAAACACAAAGAAGAUGAUGUUCUUCUUGCAAUUGCCGCUGGAAAUAGACGUCCUAUUAUUCCAAAUUUGGAAUUUGAGUAUCCAGACCCAGAUAUUCAUGAAGAUCUGUAUCAACUCAUAAAAUAUUCCUGUGGAGAAGUUUGUACAACCGAACAGUUGGAUAAAGUUAUGAAGAUUUGGACAACAUUUUUAGAACCAAUGCUUGGUGUUCCUUCACGACCCCAGGGUGCUGAGGAUACAGAAGAUGUUGUCAAGGCGAAGCAUAAAUCUGUCAAAGGUGGCACUGCAAGUUUUGGUGGUAGUGAUGAUAGUCCUGGUGUAGUUGCAAAUGUAAUGAGUUCAAGACAAUUAAAUACAUCUAGAAAUGGGGAUGAAAGUAUUUCAUUAGAACAGUCAAAUUCAAAGGCUGAAACUUUGGAUUAUAGUAAACAUCAUGAUGGAAUGCAUAUAAAUUCAUCCAUGCCUGACGAGGCAUCAGUGGCCAACAAACAAGUUCAUUCCAGUGAACGGUUAGUGAAUGCUAAUGUCUCAAUGGCUUCUAGAAUUGAACAGAGUAACGAGAGAACGAACAUAGAUCCUGCAUCAGGGCUUGCUGCUACUCCAUCAAGACCUGGUAUUGUUGCUGCUGGGGAGGGUGGCGAUUCUACAAGACCAGCUACACCUAUAAAUGGGGCUGUCACAGAAGGCAACAAAGUUCACAGAUACCAAGAAGAACCUACUGGACGCUUCAAAAGUGAAAGAGAAGAGGGUGAACUAUCUCCUAAUGGAGAUUUUGAGGAUAGCUCUGCAGUGUAUGGAGAUGCUAGUUUAACAGCAGUAGGACACAAAGGAAAGAAUGGCGGUGGGAGUAUGCAAUACCAAAAUAGACGUGAAGAAGGUUGUGGUGAGGCAGCAGGAGAAAAUGAUGCUGAUGUUGAUGAAGGUGAAGGAAGCCCUCAUAGGUCAUCACAGGACAGUGAGAAUGCUUCUGAAAAUGGUCAUGUUUCGGGAAGUGAGUCUGCUGAUGGUGAGGAGUGUUAUCAAGAAGAGCAUGAGGAGGAUGAGGAACAUGAUAACAAGGUUGAGAGUGAAGGUGAAGCUGAAGGAAUGGCUGAUGCCAAUGAUGUGGAAGGAGAUGGAAUAUCAUUGCCAUUUUCAGAACGCUUUUUGCUAUCUGUAAAGCCUCUGGCAAAGCAUGUUCCCCCUAUGUUCCACGAGAAAGAAAGGUUUUUUAGAGUUUUUUAUGGAAAUGAUUCCUUAUAUGUGCUUUUUAGGCUUCAUCGGACAUUGUAUGAGAGGAUACAAUCAGCAAAGUUGAACUCAUCAUCUGCAGAUAGGAAAUGGAGGGCUUCAAAUGAUGUAAAUUCUAAUGAUCAAUAUGGCAGAUUCAUGACUGCCCUGUAUAACCUACUGGAUGGUUCUUCUGACAACACAAAAUUUGAGGAUGACUGCCGAGCUAUUAUUGGAACUCAGUCAUAUGUGUUAUUUACAUUAGACAAGUUGAUAUAUAAGCUUGUUAGACAGCUGCAAGCAGUUGCUACUGAUGAGAUGGAUAACAAGCUUCUCCAACUUCAUUCAUACGAGAAAUCAAGAAAAUCUGGAAGAUUUUUUGAUAUAGUUUAUUAUGAAAACGCUCGAGUUCUUCUUCAUGAAGAGAACAUGUACCGUAUUGAAUGUUCAUCUACACCAACACGGCUAUCUAUUCAAUUGAUGGACUAUGGACAUGAUAAGCCUGAGGCAACUGCUGUGUCUAUGGAUCCUAACUUUUCGGCCUAUUUGCACAAUGACUUCCUUUCUGUUUUUCCUGAAAAAAAUAAGUCAGGAAUUUUCUUGAAAAGGAAUAAACGCAAAUAUGCCUGUGGUGAUGAACUUUCAAGCCAGGCCAUGAAAGGAUUACAAGUUAUUAAUGGUCUGGAGUGUAAGAUAGCUUGCAGUUCAUCUAAGGUUUCAUACGUUUUAGACACAGAGGACUUUUUAUUUCGAAUGAGAAGGAAAAGGAAAGCUUUGCAUCAGAACAGAUUAACUCAUGAGCAGACAAAUUCUAAAAACGUUUGUUCAAGGAGAGCACAGCAGUUCCGGAGAUUGUUUUCCAUCACAUGAUGCCAUUUGUUGAGUUGGAUAUGGUGUUGACAAACUAGUAAUUUCACAUAUAAUGGGAAGCGCAUUUGCAGAAGUAGCCCCUUCAAUGCAGUGACUUGUGCAAGCAACAUUCAGAGUGACCCCAUAAAAGAAGUGAAUCAAGUUGCAGCAAGCAUAGCAAGUCAUUUUUUCUGAGAUUAUGUUUGCUGAAUGCUCUCAUUUCACACCAGCAGUAAAAGUAUGCGGAAGGGGAAACAAAGGGCUCGGUCGGAUACUGUUAUUUUGUGGCUGAUGAGUCAGAAUCAUGUAAAUAGAGGUAAUUUGUGAUGUAACUAGAUCACAUUUCAUUCCAUUCAUCCAUAUUUGUUAUUAUCUUAUUUGAUUACAGCCUUCCCUCGUCUUUAACUGCUGCUGCUGCUUUUCUUUGGUUUUCUUUCCUGUUAUUGACAUAAUGGAAUAUUCUGUGGCUGCAAUUGGCCUUCAGUUCUGAGAAA
Molecule: messenger RNA, 5076 nt
Organism: Prosopis cineraria
Lineage: Eukaryota; Viridiplantae; Streptophyta; Magnoliopsida; Fabales; Fabaceae
Product: paired amphipathic helix protein Sin3-like 4
Biological process (GO): negative regulation of transcription by RNA polymerase II
Cellular component (GO): chromatin; histone deacetylase complex
Molecular function (GO): transcription corepressor activity
Source: RefSeq, a predicted model, not a curated record